UUACAGCUCAGAGGUUUAAUCCAUUGUCAUCAUGACAGGAAGUAUGGUGGCAUAGGCAGAUGAAGGAGAGGCAGCUAAGAGUUCUACAUCUGGAUCCACAGGCAACAGGAAGAGAGAGUGACAUACUAGGCUUGGAUUGAGCUUCUGAGACCUCAAAGCUAGCCCUCUAUGGAUGAGCUUCCUCCAACAGGGCCACACCUCCGAUAGUGCCUCGCCCUAUGGACCUCUGAGGGCACUUUUAUUCAAAUCACCAGACUAAUGUGUUAUCCCUUCUCUUUGUAGGAUAUCCUUUCCCGGCUGAUCGAAACAAUGAACAAAGUGGAGCUGCUGAUGACUCGCUAUGCUCUGGACAGUUCAUUCCUUGGGAAGAAGGGUUCCAUCACAGAAAACCAGAGAAAGAAGAGAAAGGCUUUCUUAGAAAAGAUCGAUAUGUAUGUUAAGACUAUUGAUUUCCGAGAAAGGAUUCUCAUGAAACUUAUGUCCUGGCUAGAAGAAUGGAAUUUCGUUCUGUCUGAGGUGGCUGAGAUUGACAUUGAGGAAUACCACCACUGGGUUGCACAGAUGGAAAGGAUGCCGGAAGGGCUGAAAGCCAUCGACAGCAAUGUCAAUAAUCUGUGUCAAAUUACCAUGGCACUCUUUGAGGAAAGGAAGAGACAAAAGAGAAAACUAUUGGCUAGAGGUACUCUCUGGAAAGCUUGGAAGGAACGUGUUGUAAAGCGGCCGGCCACAGCCCACGCUUUAAGACCAGAUCAGAUGAUUUUUGACCAACUUGCAUUGAAUACUAAGGUCUCAGAGAUACAAGACAUGCUCCAGGAACUCAUCAACACAGCCAUGUUCAGCAAAUUGGAAAACAAUGCCAUUAAAUACAUAUCAGCAACAGUGCUGAACCUCUCCACAGCCCUGAACACAGUCAAUGAGGAAAUGAAACUUUUGAGCUCUCAUAUUACCAACGUAGCUGUGGGUGAAGAACAAGAACAAGAAAUAGAAAAAGGCGUCUUACAGAAGGCCUUCCAAGAACUCAGUGAGGAAAAUGACAUGCUUCAACAGAAACUUAAAGAAGCCGAAGAAAAGUGCGACCAACUUAUUCGAAUCAAAAAUUUUCUAGGGCGCCAACUCUUGCCCCCAACUACGCCCUUGCGAGCAUUAUCUGCGACGUCUCCACAGCCACCCGUAGGCAAAGAUUCAGAACCAGAGGAUAUUGACGAUCUUUUAAGCAAAGAGCUUGAAAAGACUAUGGAUGAGCCCAAGAAGAAGGGGACCAGAGCCACCACAGUAAAGUGGGACUCGACUAUGGAAUACAUAGCCCAAGAUGAACCGGCUCCAGCCACGGCUAAGCCCCAAACUGAAGAUAAGGCUCAUCACGACCAGAAAAAUCAGCUCCUCCCAAGCCCACAGCCAGAUGAGUCUUCUGACACAAAUCUGGAUAAGGAGGAAAAGAGAACCCUGGAGAUGAAGUCUAGUCAAUUUUCUGAUUCACAAGCACUGGACCAGAGGAGAAAAGACCGCAAAUCAAAGGGCCCAGAGGUCAGGGCCAGAACAAGCGGCAUGUGGCCCAAGAGAGGCAGAUCGGAGCACUCCGUUGGGAGAAGCCCAAUCUCAGAGGCUAAAAUCGAGCCCACUGUGAGGCCGAUCGAAAAAGAAGCCAAGACUCAAGUAGAACUACCCAAGACAACCCAGCCUGAGAGUACUCCAGAGCCAUACAAAACAGAAUCAAAAGGGAAAAAAUACGUGCCAGGAAAAGUUGAAGAAAUGCCAGGCACCACAAAACAACGUGGUAAAUUAUCACCCAGGGUCCCUAAACAGACUUCAGUAAGUCCUGAUGACAAGAGUGAACAAAGUGAUCUGGAAUCAUUUCAAAGAGCCAUAUUGGCUUUCCUAAGAGAGAAAAUGAGUAAUGUAGGGAAGGCAAUUGAUCCAAAGAGUAUACAGGAGGAGGAGGAGUUAUUAGGGAGAGCAGAAGUUGAAAACUUAAACACCAUAAAGGAAAAAAUGGAGGAAUAUUUCCAAAAAGUGGCUGAAGCUGUGACUAAAACCUUGAGGACAUACAAAGAUGCAAAAAGGGGACAAUUUAGAGAGAUAUCUGGCAAACGAAAGUUGUCCUCUGUCACACCACAUCUGUUUCCUAAGCGGGCAUCGAUCAGUACCAAGCCUGAAAUUAGCAACUUAAGUGAGGUGACAGACCCAGUGAUUAGGAAACUAGUACAGGCGCUCUUAGAUGAACUAGAGAGUGACAGGGACAGGGUGAAGGAUGAAAGGCAAGAGCAACAAAAGCAGGAAGAGGAGGCCUGGAGGGAAGAGCAAAGACUUCAAAAGCUGGAGGAGUGGAGACAGGCUCAGGAGCUGUGGAUAAGGGAGGAGACUGACAGGGAGAGGUUGAAGGCAAUGAGGGAAGCAGAAGAUGGUCAGAGGCCGAAAGGGAGCAAAUCAAAACAAUUGGUGAAGACCGAGUCAAAGCCUUAUGACCUGAAGAUGACGUUCACCCAGUCUGCGGUGGUGCUGACGCCCAGGUGGAUGAAAGUCCUGAAACCUCAGAUAAGUCAAGUACAGUUAUUCCAAGUGGAUCCUUAUGAGAUGGAGAGCUUUGAUGAAAAGCAGGCCGCCUCUUCCAGGACCCUCCUUGUUUCUGCAAAGCCCCUCCCAAAGCCUGUCCCUGAACAGGCCCAGAUAAGGGGUCCUGAAGUGUCUCAGAUGUCAAUGGCGUCCUUAACCCUUGAGCAGAUACAGGCUUUGCGUGGUCCUCUUAUUCAUGAACACGGGACAGAGGAGCAAAAAUUAGGGACUCAGCUCAAAGAUUCUAAGAUCUUUGAGCAGACAGUAACUCCGAGAAGGUCUCUCACAUCGGAAAAACCAGAGGCAAUGCAAAUUCCCCAAACUACCGCUGAACAAGUACAGAUAUCUGGGGCCACAGUUACCCAAAAAACAGUUCUACCUCUACAGCAGAUUCAAGUAAAAGACAUUACUCUCACCUCUCAACAGGUCCUAGAUCAAGGGAUCACCCCCACUCCUGAGCCAGUCAAGGAACCAAGGAUCAUGCUAAAUCCUCAGCAGGCCCAGGCCCUGGGCAUCACUCUCGCUCCUGAGCAGGCCAAGGCCAGGAAGAUCAGUCUGACCCCUCAGCAGGCCCAGGCCCUGGGCAUCACUCUCACUCCUGAGCAGACCAAGGAACAAAGGAUCAGUCUGACCCCUCAGCAGGCCCAGGACCUAGGGCUUACUCUCACCCCUCAGCAGGCCCAGGCCCUGGGGCUCACUCUCACUCCUGAGCAAGCCAAGGCACAGAGAGUCAGUCUGAUCCCUCAACAAGCCCAGGUCCCAGGGGUGUCUCUUACCCCUCAGCAGGCCCAAGUUCAGGGGAUCAGUCUGACCCCUCAGCAAGGAUGGGCCCUGGGGAUGGCUCUCACCCCAGAGCAGGCCCAAGCACAGGGGAUUAUUCUCACCCCUGAGCAGGCCCAGGCCCUGGGGCUCACUCUCACCCCGCAGCAGGUCAAGACUCAGAGGGUCAGUCUGACCCCUGAACAGGCCCAGGCCCUGGGGAUCGCUCUUACCCCUGAUCAGGAUGAGGCCCUGGGGAUGACUCUCACUCCCAAACAAGCCCAAGCACUGGGCAUCACUCUUACACCUGAGCAAGCCAAGGCCAUGAAAAUCAAUCUGACCCCUUAUCAGGUGCAGGCCCUAGGGAUCACUCUUACCCUUGAGCAGACCCGAGCACAGAGGGUCAGUCUGACCCCUCAGCAGGCUGAGGCCCUAGGAAUCACACUGUCCCCUGAGCAGGCCCAGGCCCUGGGCAUAGCUCCUACCCCUCAGCAGACUGAAGCCUUGGGAAUCUAUCUCACCCCUCAGCAGGCCCAAGCACUGGGCAUCACUCUUACACCUGAGCAAGCCAAGGCCACGAAAAUCAAUCUGACCCCUUAUCAGAUGCAGACCCUAGGGAUCACUCUUACCCUUGAGCAGGCCCGAGCACAGAGGGUCAGUCUGACCCCUCAGCAGGCUGAGGCCCUAGGAAUCACACUGUCUCCUGAGCAGGCCCAGGCCCUGGGCAUAGCUCCUACCCCUCUGCAGACUGAAGCCUUGGGAGUCACUCUUUCUCCUGGGCCAGGCAAAGAGCAAAGGGUCAGCCUGACUCCUGAGCAGGUUGAGGCCCUGGGGAUGACUCUCACUCCCAAACAAGCUCAACCACAUGAGAUCAGCCUCAGUCCUGAGGAGGCCCAGGCCCUGGGACUCACACUCACCCCUCAGCAGGCUGAGGCCCUAGGAAUCACACUGUCUCCUGAGCAGGCCCAGGCCCUGGGCAUAGCUCCUACCCCUCAGCAGACUGAAGCCUUGGGAAUCUAUCUCAUCCCUCAGCAGGCUCAAGCACUGGGCAUCACUCUUACACCUGAGCAAGCUGAGGCCCUAGGAAUCACACUGUCUCCUGAGCAGGCCCAGGCCCUGGGCAUAGCUCCUGCCCCUCAGCAGACGGAAGCCUUGGGAGUCACUCUUUCUCCCGAGCCAGGCAAAGAGCAAAGGGUCAGCCUGACUCCUGAGCAGGUUGAGGCCCUGGGGAUGACUCCCACUCCCAAACAAGCUCAACCACAUGAGAUCAGCCUCAGUCCCGAGGAGGCCCAGGCCCUGGGACUCACACUCACCCCUCAGCAGGCCCUGAUAAAGAAGAUCUAUCUCACCCCUCAGCAGGCCCAAGCACUGGGCAUCACUCUUACACCUGAGCAAGCCAAGGCCAUGAAAAUCAAUCUGACCCCUUAUCAGGCCCAGGCCUUGGGACUCACACUCACCCCUCAGCAGGCCCUGAUAAAGAAGAUCUAUCUCACCCCUCAGCAGGCUCAAGCACUGGGCAUCACUCUUACACCUGAGCAAGCCAAGGCCACGAAAAUCAAUCUGACCCCUUAUCAGGUGCAGGCCCUAGGGAUCACUCUUACCCUUGAGCAGACCCAAGCACAGAGGGUCAGUCUGACCCUUCAGCAGGCUGAGGCCCUAGGAAUCACACUGUCUCCUGAGCAGGCCCAGGCCCUGGGCAUAGCUCCUACCCCUCAGCAGACUGAAGCCUUGGGAAUCACUCUUUCCCCUGGGCCAGGCAAGGAGCAAAGGGUCAGCCUGACUCCUGAGCAGGUUGAGGCCCUGGGGAUGACUCUCACUCCCAAACAAGCUCAACCACAUGAGAUCAGCCUCAGUUCUGAGGAGGCCCAGGCCUUGGGACUCACACUCACCCCUCAGCAGGCCCUGAUAAAGAAGAUCUAUCUCACCCCUCAGCAGGCUCAAGCACUGGGCAUCACUCUUACACCUGAGCAAGCCAAGGCCACGAAAAUCAAUCUGACCCCUUAUCAGGUGCAGGCCCUAGGGAUCACUCUUACCGUUGAGCAGACCCGAGCACAGAGGGUCAGUCUGACCCCUCAGCAGGCUGAGGCCCUAGGAAUCACACUGUCCCGUGAGCAGGCCCAGGCCCUGGGCAUAGCUCCUGCCCCUCAGCAGACUGAAGCCUUGGGAGUCACUCUUUCUCCUGAGCCAGGCAAGGAGCAAAGGGUCAGCCUGACUCCUGAGCAGGUUGAGGCCCUGGGGAUGACUCCCACUCCCAAACAAGCUCAACCACAUGAGAUCAGCCUCAGUCCCGAGGAGGCCCAGGCCCUGGGACUCACACUCACCCCUCAGCAGGCCCUGAUAAAGAAGAUCUAUCUCACCCCUCAGCAGGCCCAAGCACUGGGCAUCACUCUUACACCUGAGCAAGCCAAGGCCAUGAAAAUCAAUCUGACCCCUUAUCAGGUGCAGGCCCUAGGGAUCACUCUUACCCUUGAGCAGACCCGAGCACAGAGGGUCAGUCUGACCCCUCAGCAGGCUGAGGCCCUAGGAAUCACACUGUCCCCUGAGCAGGCCCAGGCCCUGGGCAUAGCUCCUAUCCCUCAGCAGGCUGAAUCCUUGACAAUCACUCUUACCCCUGAGCAGGACCAGGCACUGGAGAUCAGUCCCACCCCUGAGCAAACCCCCCACACAUUAGAGUUCUCUCUCAGCCCACAACAGGCCUGGGACCUGGGCAUCACUCUCACCCCUAGACAAGUGAAGGUACAGAAGAUCUGUCUAACCCCUGAGCAGGCCCAGGUCCUGGGAGUCACUUUCACCUCUGAGCAGGUCAAGGCAUGGAAGAUCAGUGUGACCCCUGAGCAGGCCCAGGCCCUGGGCAUCACUCUCACCCCUGAGCAAGCGAAGGUCCAGAGCAUCAGGCUGACCCUGGAGCAAGCUGAGGCUCUGGGGAUCACUCUCACACCAGAGCAGGCUGAAGCCCUGGGGAUCAUUUCCACUCCUUCACAGUUACAGAAACGGGAUAGUCUUCCUUCUAAGAAACUCCAGGAUUUGGAUGCCUCAUUAACCUAUGAACAGGCAGAAUUGCUAAGGGGUGGUCCUAUUAAAGAGUCAUUUCAGACCCAGAAAACCCCUAUUAUCCCAGAAUCUAUGCAAACACCUAAGCCAACUGUUGCUUCUAAACAGACCCAGACAAUUGAAAUCCCACAAACUAUGCAAUGGUCACAGAUAUUUGGAUUUCCGUUUCCACAGAGACCGGGCAAGGCUCUGGGAAUCACUCUCACACCAGGGCAGACCCAGGCAUCUGAGCAAGUUCAGGCAUUGCAACCUCCCCUCACACAAAUACAGACCCUGCCGUUGGGCCAGCUUGGUCCAGGAGAGACACAAACAUUAAUAUUCACUAUCACACUUGAGAAAGCACAGAAUUUUGGUGUUACUUUUACCCAGGAGCAAAUUCAGGCAGCAGCUAUCACCCUCACCUGUGAGCAGGUGGCAGCAUUAGAAAAUGCGCUCACUGCAGAACUGGCCUGGAAAUGGGGGCGUUUAACCACACCAGAAAAUGUUCAAGAAGCAUCACCAAGAAUCGUUGAUUAUCAGCCAACUCAAGCGUUUCAAAUUCCUCUUACCUUGGAAAAGCCUGAGACAUUGGCUCCUGCUGACAGAUUAUUUCAACAAUUGAAGGAUUUUCCUCCAUCUAUACCAUUGCAGAAAGUAAGACCUUUUAGCCAUGCCCCACUUUCCCCUAGGAUGAUCCCAGGAAUGAGUAUUCUUCCCGACUCUGAGAAGCUUGAAGAAGCAGGCAUCUCUCCUACCUACAAACGGAUUCCAGCCAACAGAGGUCAAGUCACUCCCAUUCAGCUCCCAACACCAGAAGUCCCUCCUACCCCAAGGCAGCUCCCAACACCUGGGGCUCCUUCCACUCCAGGGCCACCCCUUGGUCCUUGGCAUUUAUUCAAACCUGAAGACACUUGGCCACCUCUAAUACCAGGAACCCUCUCUUCCCACAGAAAGCCAACACCACCGCCUGUAUCUGGAGUCCCACACACCUCUGGAGAGUUUCCAGGACUCCUUGUUUCUGGAGGUUCUACUGUCCCCAGGGAGUUCCUAAUAUCCAGAACCUUCCCUUUCCAGCCUCCAGUCAUGCAGACCUACUCUACCCCUGAACAGCAAAGGCCAUCACUGACCAUUCCUGAGCAAAAAGAAUUCCCUUCAAGAGCAACUCCAAUCCUAGCGCAUCUGUCCACAGCAGAGGCCCAACCAGUCCCUGGGAGACCUCAGAGAAUCUCUUCCUCUUCGGUCUCUCAGAAAAGGUCAGGAGCUGUUUCCCUGCCAAAACCUGAAUUGGCCAGCAUUCACCCAAAUGCUGUUCUGGCCUUUGAAGUCCCUCAGGCUCCUUUGCCUAUGGAGAAGCUCCGAGUAUCAAAGGUUUCUGACACUUCAGAAAAAACUCGGGUACUCCAAGGUUCUUCUGGCAUGAAACCACAUGGAAUGUUCCAGCCUUAUGUCACUGGUUCCAGGAUACCAGGGUCGAAGUCCCAUCUCAUUGGUGAGAAAGUACCUUCUGGUCUGGAGAAGCCUAUUACACCGCUACCGUCUCUUACCAUUCAACUCUCCCAGACAUCACAGAACUUAUCUUUUGAAAGUGGCCAAAAACCACAGUUCCCUCCUAUAGACGUGCCCUGGAUACUAACCCCAGUUUCUGGCACCAGGAAAGCCAAGACCAUGGAGUCCCCUCUCACUGCCCAGCACCCUGAAGACAGAUACGUUGUUGAUGUGGAGGCUCAAAGGAAGAACCUGGUUAUAUUAAAUCAGGCUGUGCAAACUGCUAGACUCCCUGCACAGUACCACACAAUUGCCAGGAAUCUCAUAAUUGAAUCACUUCAUAUGAAUACAGUGCGCCUGGGGUAUCUGUUCCGAAAGUAUGUUGCCUAUAGGCUGAUCCAGCUUGCCAGGAACAACUUAACCAAACGAUUAAAAAACAUCCAAAAUACCGGGAAAGGGUACGAGACCCAGAACCUGUACGUCAUGCUGGACAGACUAGACAACUACAGGAAGAAGGUGAUGUGGCUCUGGAGCGACAAGCAGAAGCAGCUGGAGCAGAGGCGGAAGGAGUGCCUGCGGUCCAUGACACAGUUCUUCAGCGAGUUUGAAAAAGUAUUUAAAGUAAAUCUUAGCCAUCCUACGCCAGUGGUCUCCAGCUUUAAGAAGAUACCUGAUUUUACCAAAUUUCAAAGGCCAGGCUUGGAAUUAUUGGUUGAAGACAGCAAAAAACCGGACAUUUUCAAAACAUUCGGACAGGAAGCUCAGACAGAGGCCAUCUGGAAUGCUGACUUGUCUACUUCAAGCUACCCAAUAACAGAGAAGAAAUCCUUGAACACACUGUGGGCCCAGCUGGGUGGGUACCCGGAUAUUCCCAGGCUGCUGCAGUUAGACAUUCAGUGGACCUUCAGAAAAUCUCUUGCUUCCAUUCGGUCACAGUGUAAGAAGAUUCCCAAGUGACUACAAAGCUAAAGACAAGUUUCUGUCUUUUGUGGAUAUAAAUUGCUUUGUCUACUCUUUGCUUUCUGUGCUGCCUGUAUACCUUAAGAACAUUGUCUAGCUGGGGAGUGGUGAUGCAUGCCUUUAGUUUCAGCACUCAGGAGGCAAACACAGAUGUAUCUCUGUGA
Mesocricetus auratus (golden hamster) is the source of this 8948-nucleotide messenger RNA. RefSeq names its product family with sequence similarity 186 member A (gene Fam186a). The record is from RefSeq and is a predicted model, not a curated record. Lineage: Eukaryota; Metazoa; Chordata; Mammalia; Rodentia; Cricetidae. The transcript is spliced from 14 exons. Bases 310 to 8781 code for a protein of 2823 amino acids.